AGCAGGAAAACUCAAGACAAAGGAAUCUAACAAGGCUAGUGAUUUCAGCGAUAUGGCAAGUUGGCCAACACCAAGUGAAUUAUUGAACACCGGAUCUCAGAAUGUUGUGUGUCAAGGAAAUAAGAAGCCACAGACCAGAAAAGAAAAAGAAGAAAAGGUUGAAAAGAGAAGUGAUGGUGAGAGCAAAGAAAACCGAGAAACCAAAUCAGAUGGUCCUGGCGAGAAUGUCAGCGAGGAUGAGGCGCAGUCAAGUAACCAGCGAAGAAGAGCCAAUAAACACAAGUGGGUUCCACUCCACUUAGACGAUGUGAGGCCAGACAGUCAAGAAAGACCUGGGUCCCGGAGCGGCUCCAGAUGUCCACCUGAAGCAAGCAGACCGGCUUACGCCAACAGGAGGAGCGACCUACGGAGUUGGAGGAAAGAGAGAGAAAAGAGAGACGACCAAGAUGAAGUUUCCAGUGUGAGGAGCGAGGGGGGCAACGCCCGAGGCGCCUUCAGAGGCCGCGGAAGAGGCCGAGGACGGGGAAGAGGCCGAGGCCGGGGCCCUCCUCGAUUGAACUGUGAGUAUUCAUAUGGCUACCAAGAGCUCGGGGAGAGGACCGAUCCACCGUUUCCGACAGAGCUGAGCACCAGCAUGAUGUAUUACUACGACGACGGCACCGGCGUGCAGGUGUACCCUGUGGAGGAGGCGCUGCUGAAAGAAUACAUCAGGCGGCAGAUCGAAUAUUACUUUAGCAUAGAAAAUUUGGAACGGGACUUUUUCCUUCGGAGGAAGAUGGACGAACAAGGUUUCCUGCCUGUCUCUCUGAUUGCUGGUUUUCACCGUGUCCAGGCUCUCACUACAAACCUUCAUCUCAUCUUAGAGGCACUGAAGGAUAGCACAGAAGUGGAAAUUGUGGAUGAAAAAAUGAGGAAAAAGAUAGAACCGGAAAAAUGGCCGAUUCCAGGCCCUCCUCCACGUCAUGUGCCCCAGACGGACUUCUCUCAGCUGAUUGACUGUCCAGAGUUCGUACCAGGCCAAGCCUUUAGCUCCCAUACAGUCAGGGUGAUGAUCUGCUGAUGCCUGGAUGCCAUUUGAUCGGAAUGUGCAGUGGACUAGGUGACUCAGGAAAUGCCAUGGUAAACACUGGAGCAGACCGGGCUGCGGCAGGGAGCGACCGGCUGUCUUGGGUGCGAGGACAUCGACUCCGGCUCCUGCGGAGGGGCCGGGCUAGCGCGGCCGUGGAGACAACACCCUCGCCCUCACGACGUGAGGCCGACCAGAGGACUGCUAUGGUCGCACAGGAGCUGCCCCUUUCUGUGAAACUGGCCUGGGCUGCGCGGCUACUCUUACUCACGGUGGGAAAGAUGAUGGUCAUGCUGGAAAUCCUGCAGAGUCGUCUUUUGUUUCCAGGCUCAUGUGCUUGUGUCCAGACCAAUAAAGCGGAAAAGGGGACUGAGUGGCGCCUCCCCGGUGGUUAAGUCCUUUGCCGUGUGGUUGCCCUUCCGUGUGUGGUGGACCUCGCAUAACUCACGUGCUGUCUUGCUGUUUCACGUGGACUGUGGGGUUGUUAACGUGGACACUCAAGGGUAAGGAAUGUAAGAAGUGCGCGAGGGUAUUUUUCCUUCACUCUUCAAAAGGUAUUUUUGAUACAUCAGUAUGCGAGACCUUCCCCUCAAGGAAACACUGAUGGGGGACGUCCCUCUGUGUUUUUAUCUCUUGUUUCUUUGCCAGCCCUCUGCUUCUAAUCCCAGCUAGCAACGUGGGCAGGCAUUUUAAAAGUUGAAGAAAAGUGACAUGGUUUUAGUUUUUUUUUUUUAAAGAUAUAAUGACUGAUUGUAUAAGUUGGAUUUAUUUAUUGCGUAAACUUGGGUCCAAGAUGGUACUUUUAGCCGCUUCUGAACAGGCCCAGGGUAGUUGGGUAAGAGGAAGAACUUUCCUACAGGGAAGCUGGGGACGGGUCUGUCGAGUUGGGAUGCCUGUCCGUUAACCAUUUGUGCGUUACUAAUAAAUUGCGAGAAUAAAAUCAUAA
This is a messenger RNA of Carlito syrichta (Philippine tarsier), 2012 nucleotides long. It is a transcript of the gene LARP1B, whose product is annotated as La ribonucleoprotein domain family member 1B. The transcript has 9 exons. Gene Ontology annotation, molecular function: RNA binding. Gene Ontology annotation, cellular component: cytosol; cytoplasmic stress granule. The coding region runs from base 53 to 1060 and encodes 335 amino acids. The record is from RefSeq and is a predicted model, not a curated record. Lineage: Eukaryota; Metazoa; Chordata; Mammalia; Primates; Tarsiidae. Gene Ontology annotation, biological process: positive regulation of translation.